Ziziphus jujuba (common jujube) is the source of this 3873-nucleotide messenger RNA. RefSeq names its product receptor-like protein kinase. Bases 271 to 3594 code for a protein of 1107 amino acids. Gene Ontology annotation, molecular function: protein binding; ATP binding; protein kinase activity. Gene Ontology annotation, biological process: protein phosphorylation. The record is from RefSeq and is a predicted model, not a curated record. The transcript has 2 exons. NCBI's taxonomy places the organism in Eukaryota, Viridiplantae, Streptophyta, Magnoliopsida, Rosales, Rhamnaceae.
AUAUAUAUAUAUUAAACCCGCCACGCAGAAACAGCACCGAUUUUUUAUGUUUCUUUUUCACACACACACUCUCUCUCUUCCUCUAGCAUCUCUGGAGAUCUAAAACACUCUCUUUGAAGCAUUUCCAAAAUCCCAAAAUAUGUGGUUGCUGUUUCUGACAAACUUCAAAUAGGUAAGUAUCUUCCAGUUGCUUAAAAACCCUCCAUUGUUGUUGUCACCCUGCAUUGUCUUCUGCUUUUCUCCCUCUAUAUCUUGUUCUUACUUAAAAGCAUGCAGCUUGGUUUGCGAAAGCUUUUGCUUUUACUUUGCUUCUUUUGUUCCAUUUCUACUUUCUCUGCUUUGAGCUAUGAUGGGGUGACUUUGUUGUCACUUUUGGGGCGCUGGAAAGCUGUGCCUUCUUCCAUUAGCUCAAGUUGGAAUUCUUCUGAUUCCACUCCAUGUCAAUGGGUAGGAGUAGGAUGUGAUAGUGCCCAGAAUCUGUUGUCCUUGAACCUCUCUGGUUAUGGGAUUUCUGGUGAGAUUGGACCUGAAAUCGGCCGUUUGAGCCGUUUGCAGACCAUUGAUUUGAGUUUGAAUGGUUUCUCUGGCAAGAUACCCCCAGAGUUAGGAAAUUGUAGUGUUCUUGAGAUCCUAGACCUUUCUGGGAAUGCUCUUACAGGGGAGAUACCCAGCAACCUAAAAAACUUGAAAAAGUUGCAGACUCUUAGCUUGUUUGAUAAUUUUCUGUCUGGUGAAGUGUCUGAGUCAUUGUUCCAAAUCCCCGACCUGGAAAAUGUUUAUCUGAAUGAUAACAACUUGAAUGGCUCUAUCCCUGCAAGUGUUGGGAAUAUGAGCAAGCUUUUGUCUCUAUAUUUAAGAGGUAACCAGUUAUCAGGGCAGAUUCCUUCUUCCAUUGGAAAUUGUAAGAAAUUGCAGGAAAUUUCUUUGGAAGAGAAUCAUUUGACAGGAGUUUUGCCAGAGAGCUUGGGCAAUCUCAUAGACCUUGGCUAUUUAAGUGUCCAGAACAAUAAACUUGUGGGUAGCAUUCCUUCUGGGUUGGGUAAUUGCAAUAGCUUGUACUUCUUGGAUGUUUCACACAAUAGUUUGAGUGGACGGCUUCCACCGAGUUUGGGCAAUUGUACUAGUUUAAGUCAGUUUGCUGCUAUGAAAAAUAACUUAGUAGGUAAUAUCCCUUCUUCCUUUGGUCAACUAAAAAUGCUUACAGUUCUUAACCUUCCACAGAACCAGUUGUCUGGGAAAAUACCACCUGAACUUGGGAAUUGUAAAUCCUUGAAAAUGCUUCAGUUGUUCUCGAACCAGCUUGAGGGGGAAAUUCCUAGUGAAUUAGGGAAACUGACUAAUAUGCAGGAUCUUCAACUGCAAGAAAACCGUUUAACCGGUGAAAUACCGGUUAGUAUUUGGAAAAUUCCAAGUCUUCUGGAAAUCCUUGUUUAUAAUAACAGUCUUUCAGGGCAAAUCCCUUUGGAGGUUACGGAACUGAAGCAUCUGCAAAACAUUUCACUGUUUAACAACCAUUUCUUUGGUACCAUACCUCAAGGUCUGGGGAUUAACAGUAGCUUAGUGCAGUUAGACUUUACCAAUAAUAGGUUUAGUGGUGAAAUCCCACCAAAUCUUUGCUUCGGAAAGCGAUUAAGGGUUCUCAAUAUGGGUAUUAAUCAACUCAAAGGCAACAUACCUUCAGAAGUAGGAAGCUGUCCAGCCCUCCGGAGGCUAAUCCUCACACAAAAUAAGCUCACAGGGUUUCUUCCAGAGUUUGCAAAAGACACAAACCUUUCAUACGUGGACAUCAGCGGCAAUAGUAUCGGUGGUGCAAUCCCAUCAAGCUUGGGAAACUGUAUCAACAUCACUUCCAUUAAUUUGUCCAUGAACAAGUUGGAAGGAUCAAUACCGCAGGAGCUAAGCAAUCUCAUAAAUCUUGAGGGUCUUAAUCUUUCUCGCAACAAUUUGGUAGGUCCCUUGCCAUCUCAGCUAUCAAAUUGUACCAGACUAGUUUCCUUUGAUGCAGGGUUUAAUUCGUUGAAUGGUUCUAUACCAUUGAGUUUGAGGAGCUGGAAAGAUUUAUCAACACUGGUUUUGAGCGAGAACCAGUUCGUCGGUGGUAUUCCAUCAUUUUUGUCAGAGCUUGAGAAGCUUUCUAUCCUACAACUUGGGGGUAAUCUACUGCGAGGAGAGAUUCCAAAAUCAGUUGGACUAUGGCAACAUCCAUUCACCAUAUUGAAUCUGAGCAAUAAUGGGUUGACUGGGCAACUUCCAUCGGAAAUUGGAAGAAUCCAAUUAGAGCAGUUGUAUAUAUCUGAUAACAAGUUGACAGGAAGCUUGACAGUUCUUGGUAACAUUACUUCGCUAAUGGAGGUCAAUGUUUCAAACAAUGACUUCACUGGUCCAGUCCCAGAGAAAUUGAUACACUUGCUGGAAUCAUCUCCAUCAUCAUUUCUAGGCAAUCCCAGCUUAUGUGUCAGUUGUCCUUCUUCAAGAGGCUCAACUUGCACGGCGAAUAGCUUAUUUAAGCCCUGUGGCAAUCUACCAAAAAAGCAAAAUUCCGUUGGUAAACUGAAAAUUGCGAUGAUUGCUCUUGGAGCUUGUGUAUUUGUUGUUUUCGUGGUUCUUGGAGUGGUUUAUCUAUUUCUGUGGCGAAGAAGACCAAACCAACAAACUCCGAGCUUUGGUACGGAGGGAUCAACAUCCUUGCUGAAGAAAGUGCUGGAGGCUACAGAACAUCUUAAUGACCAGUAUAUAAUUGGCAAAGGAGCUCAUGGAAUUGUUUACAAAGCCUCAGCGGGUCCAGGUGAAAGUUAUGCUGUAAAGAAACUUGCAUAUGCAGGAAAUAAAGGAGGAAGGCUUAGCAUGGGGAGAGAAAUUCAAACUAUUGGGAAGAUCAGGCACCGAAACCUGGUUAAAUUGGAAGGCUUUUGGUCGAGAAAGGACUAUGGUUUAAUCCUGUACAGAUACAUGCAAAAUGGGAGUCUCCAUGAUGUCUUACAUGAAACAAUUCCACCACUAACUCUAGAAUGGAGUGUCCGCUAUAACAUAGCUGUUGGAACCGCAAAUGGGUUGGCAUAUCUCCACUUUGACUGUGAUCCUGCUAUAGUUCAUCGAGACAUCAAAUCAACAAACAUACUUUUAGAUUCUGAGAUGGAGCCUCAUAUUGCUGAUUUUGGGAUUGCCAAACUUCUGGAUGAGUCUUCUUCUUCUUCUUCAACAAUAUCCGCCUCAGUCUUUGGCACAAUUGGAUACAUUGCACCAGAAAAUGCAUUUACAACAAAAAGGAGCGUGGAGUCUGAUGUCUAUAGUUAUGGGGUCGUAUUGUUUGAGCUGAUAACUAGAAAGAAGGCAGUGGAUCCGUCGUUUAGUGAGGACACUGAUUUAGUGGGCUGGGUUAGAGCUAUGUGGAUGAACUGUGAAGAAAUUGACAAGGUUGUGGAUCCAAGCCUUUUGGAUGAACUGUUGGAUUCAAAUAUCAUGGAUCAGGUUGUUUGCGUUCUUCAGUUGGCUUUGAGAUGCACUGAGAAGGAGUCUAGCAAGAGACCAACAAUGAGAGAGGUUGUCAACCAGCUAGUAGAUGCUAAACCCCGGACAAGAAGCAUUAAAGCUUAGCUUUUGGGACUUCAACCUUCUCUUGUUUAGCAGGUGAAAUUUAACCCAUUUUUCUUUCUUCAGGGUGUAAUCCCCGAGAAGUUUUGUAUUAUUAACUAUGUAAUAUUUAGGAAAACAUUAAGGAGAUUCCAAAUCCCAUCUCUGUCUGGAUCUUAAAUUCUUACUGGAUAGAUGUUUCCUGUUUUUUGUGUACUUGUUUUUCUAAUGGGAAACUACAAUUUUUGCAGUAGAAAAGUUUAUGUUUUUCUAAUGGAAAAGUACUUCAAUUUUCUGCAAGAA